ACAUCAUAUGACAAGGCACAUUAGGAAGUCCUUCCACUGAAGAGGAUAGCUGUUCUUUUUCAUCCACUUUUGAAUAUAUCUAUGGCCACAUCGUCCGUGAAUUUCGAACUUAUUUUUUUAUUUGUUUUAUGUUUACGAGAAUGUGGUUUGUCCCAGUGCAAAGACAUCCGAAACUCUUUGGAUGAAGACCUGUUGUUGCCUUACACCAAAUCCCACGGCCCAUCACACUCCCAUCGCCAUGUGAGGGACUGUCAACCCAUUGCUCAUGGCAACGUAACCCACGAAACCUGGGCAACAAGCAAUCACUCUAAAUCCCCAGUGGUUGAGUCCAAGAUAUUCGUCUCCAGCAUUUCAGAUGACACUGGCACUGCCGGAUGGAAAAGUGGCCACAUCACAGUGGUUCAUGACCCUCUAAGAACUGUGUCCAUUCUGGAGCCAGGGGGUCCUGGAGGGUGCGAGCAGAACCACAAAGAGCUUGUGGAGGUUACUGCCAAAACUAAAAAGUGCCUUGUUGCUCAGAAUGGAGGCUUUUUUCAAACUAACACUGGAGUGUGCUUAGGCAAUGUUGUGAGUGAUGGGAAACUGGUGAGGAACAGUGGUGGAGUUCAAAAUGCCCAGUUUGGUAUAAGAAAGGAUGGAACCCUAGUGUUUGGGUAUCUGUCUGAGGAAGAUGUUAUGGACCAGGUCAACCCCUUCGUACAGUUGAUCAGUGGGGUGGUGUGGCUUCUGAGAGCCGGUGAGAUCUACAUCAAUGAAAGCAUCCAGGCAGAGUGUGACAAAACUCAGGAGACCGGAAAAUUUCAGUACUUUGUGGACGUGGUGUCGGCCCGCACUGCGGUGGGUCACGAUAAAGAGGGAAAGCUCAUUCUCUUCCACGUCGAUGGUCAGACGGAUAACAGAGGAAUGAAUCUCUGGCAAGUGGCAAAGUUUCUAAAGGAUCAGGGUGUCAUCAACGCCAUCAAUCUGGAUGGAGGUGGCUCGGCCACCUACAUCCUCAAUGGAUCCCUGGCAAGUUACCCCUCAGAUCACUGUCCAGAUACUAUGUGGCGCUGUCCACGGACCGUAUCCACUGUGCUGUGUGUUCAUGAGAAGCUGUGCCAGCCAGAGGACUGCAGCGGGCAUGGACGCUGCCUAGAUGGUCAGUGCGAGUGCCAGCAGGGCUGGAGCAGACCUGGAUGUGCCAAUCUCACAUGCCAGAGCCCAGAAUGUGGCGAUCACGGGAUCUGCACUGAGAAUGGGUGUGUUUGUGAUUCUGGAUGGAGGGGUUUAAACUGUAGCCAAGAAUGUGAGUCGGGUUUCUAUGGCGAUGGAUGCAAUCAAUCAUGCACAUGUACAAAGGGGGGCUUGUGUGAUCCGGUUCACGGACGGUGCACCUGUCGUUCUGGUUUCCAUGGAGAUUCCUGUAACCAAGAGUGUCCUUUAGGCUUCUAUGGGCUGAACUGUGAGCAGCCGUGCCAGUGUGAUAACAUGUGCCCGUGUGACUCUGUUACUGGGAGCUGUAAUACUACAUAUGAGGGAGAGAGAAACAUCAGCCUGCACAGAGCUGGUCACUGUUUGGCUACCCAGUUGUGGAGGGAAUGGAGGCAUGUAGAGGAAAGUAAAACUCCCAGACCCUAUUUAUCUGAACAAAGCUGGUUGGUUGUCUGCGCUAUCCUGGCAAUGUCGCUGCUGGCCAGCCUCGCCGGUAACCUAAUCCAGACGUGCAGAAAAUGCAAAACGGGCGGAAAAAGGGAGGGCUACUCCUACUUGCCAUUGGGAGAGAUCAACGGGGCCGCAGAGCGUGGCAGAGGUCAGAGGACAAAGCCUGGGAAAAAUAUAUUUCAAGCAGAAGACUCGGACUCCUCGUAAUGGCAAAGUGCGUGCGAAUGUGUGCACGGGUUCACACCACUGUGCCAAUCACCAGAGGCCAGAAUGCCUCAAUAACUACACCUGGCUGGGCAAUUUCAAGACACUGACUGGCAGAGAGAUGUAGGCACUGUGUCAUGGGCCCCAUCUACAUUAGCACAGGCACUUUUUCUUCUAGGAGAGGAGGAUAAAGGGUUUGUUUAUUCUUGCUGUGAAUCGAUGAGCUUUUGGAAAGCUCUCGUCGUAGUUGGAGCGGGACAUCUAACUGAAAAUGAGGGAAUGAAAUGGGCGUUAGACUCCAAACAGAUGUCCACCCGACUCCACAGAUUCCACAUUCACCCCAGCUGAGCCUAUAACCUUGAGCCAGCCCUGUUCACACAUGCCAAGUGCCCUGGUUGUCCAGUCCGACUGAAUCAUGCAUUUGUUUGUUUGAGGUUUGUACUUUGAUUUUAUAGCAGCUGGUCACAAUACAAGGAUUAGUUUCUUAUGUAAUUCAUGAUUCAAACCAUGCUGAAAGUAUUAUAUCAUUGACCUCAAUAAAACCUUUCAUUAAGAUAACCAAGAUAAAUAGCAAUAUCACGACAAAGCCUUUUUAUUCAGUUUAUGGGUUCCACCCGUUGCCAUGGGAUCAGACUAGUUUUGAACUAUGAACCCAUUUUCUGCGAAAUCCUUCCUGCAUGAACUUGCCAAACUGCUAUUUUGAAACGUUUUAUCGAAUUAGGUUUUUUCCUUUUUUCACCAGAGGUCAUUCGGUUUUCCAACAUCGUCCCUUUUGUUUCUGUAUAAGCUUUGCCAGCCCUUGCCUGUCUUAUCAUGGCGCUUCUCUGUUUUGCAUGUUGUCCCACACACUUUAAAUCAGAUGUUAUAAAUAAUCCAGGCCUGGAUUGUUUUCUCAUUCUGCAGAGAUUUUGAGUUUUUCAGUGUCACAAGUUUUAAAGCAGUAAAUCCAGAUUUUGGGGUGAGAUUUGAGUAGUAUGGUUCUGUUUUAGCUCUGCAACAUGACAUAUUAUGGAAGAGGAACAUUUAUUUGAGACGGUUUUACAGUUGGUUCCCCUGCGGUUUCCUGUUUGACAUCAUAAAAAAGAUUUUUGGCUCGUCUCUGAUGUUUGAAGAGGUGGUUUAAAGAGGUUAUGUGAGUAAAAACAUACAGGGGGUUGCAGUGAAUAUUAAGAAACUUGUCAGACAUGAAUGUACAGGUCCAAAAUAAAAAUAUAUUCAUGAAAAAUUUGCAUAGAAAAUGCACUGUUUUGUGCGUUGUCAUAACAUUAAGGGGUAGUUCACACUUACCCCCAUUGACUUCCCUUGUAUGGACACAAAACCACAUUUCUCAAAAUAUCUUUUACGUUUUGAACCCCAUGAAGCCAAUUUCUGUAAAUAAUGUCAAAAUAGUGACAAAAAGGAAAUUUGGUAAGACUUAUUUUACGGUGCUCUUGUUACGCAUGUGACAUGUAUUUACUAUAAAUUAAUUUCAUGUAACUAAUCCUAACCCUAUAGUAAGUACGUGUGGUUAAUUUGUAUUACUCAUGAGUGAAUGUUUAAUUACACUGUAACACGGGCAUUGAAAAAUAAGUGUAAGCACAUAUUUUUUUGGGGUCAUCUGUCCCUUUAAGGAAAUGUUUUAGAAAUCAUAAUUUUAAAAAAUAUUGAUUUUUCAUGAUGGAAGAUUGUUCCGCUUUUCAAUGUAAGGUGAUUUAUAGAAAAAAGUAUUUGACUACAUUGUAUAAUCCAAUAUAUUUCUUUUCCUUUUCAUUUUUGGGUGAAAUUUAUCUUGAACAUGUUUUUGUGAAAUCCAACUAAAAUGUGUUUGUUUUUGGUUACUGAGUUAUACUGAAGACAUAACAAAAGGUGUUUGUCUACAGCUUGAUACAUUUGACUGUUUAUUAACUUCCACCUGGCUCACUGCCUGUUUUGCAUAUGAUCCUCUGCGAAUUACCUCUGAGCCGUAAGUGUAAAACAGCCGGACACAAAAACCUCAAUUCAAUUUUUUUAUGUGUUUGUUAUUUCAAUGAAAUCCAGAAAAUAGAUGCUGCAGGGGUUAGAGAGGGUGCUUCUUUGCUUCGCGCUGGCCCUGAUGCUAAUAAGUGUGGUGGAGGUUAUCUCGCCACAAAUUUUGAGCAAUUGAUCGUGUUGCUUUUGUUAUGCGACAAGCUGAACGGUACAUUCGAUUUGUUGUGCGUUAAUUGAAUGUGGCUAAUUAUGGUAAUCAUGGAAAUCCGUGUUAGUCAGCCUUAUUUUCUUAUGGAUCACUUUAAUUUAAAUUGUUUGCUGCUUGUCAGGUUGACUUGAAAUUAAGGGGAGUUACAACCUGGAAACAGCAUGUAUGCUUGGCCUGCUCAUUUAAUUAGUCAGUUUAGGAGUACUUGAGUGUAGUUUGGCUCUGCUUAUGAUCCUGAGUUCAUCCGCAAUCAAUGACAGAAGUCCUUUUAGAUCCUAGAGAAAGUUGAAGACCACAUGCCUACAUAAUAUAAUCUAUGAGAAUGCUUCUAUGAAAUGUUAUGUGAUGUAUAUAUCAUUUUUAUGUCAAAUCUUCUACAGAGGACCCUUGCUUUCCAUCUGAAUAACAAUGGGUCAGUGAUUCAAAUUUAGUGUCUGUUUGAUCAAUACAAAGAUUGUUGUAUAGUUUUGAUCACAUUUACAUUUUCAUUUAGGCAUUUGGCAGAUGCUUUUAUCCACUUACAUUCCUUUUAUCCUAUACAUUUUUCAUAGGUAUUUGCAAUCCCCUGGGAUUGAACCCACAACCUUGCGUUGUUAACGCAAUGCUCUUACCACUAAGCUACAGGAAAGCUAAUGACAGUGUUUUAUUAUUAUGGCAAAUGGAAAUUAAUGACUUGUCUUUUUUCAAGAUAAUUUAACGGUGUGUCCAAUAGAAAAGGCGUGUUCAAUACAACAAAUGUGUUUCACAGAACAGAUGGUUCCUGAAGAUAAUGGAUUCAAAUGUUGGGCUAAGUUACAUUAAACUAAGUGCAUGCAGUUUAUCAACACAUCUGAUUAAAGUGCUUCUAUAUAUAAUACAUUUUUAUUUCAUUUUAACGCAAGAUUGUUAGCUAAAUUUAAAUGUCAUGCCAAAUCAAACUAUCGCAAAGAGUAUUUUCCUUGUACUAUACCCUAAACUUCCAUGCAUAUUUUGACAAACAUUUAUUGGUUGAGCCCAGAUGAGAAAAAAUUUGCCAGAUUAAAGAGAAUGUAAAAAAGAUUUUUUAAAUACAUUGUAUUUCUAUAAUUAAAUAAAUAUCUUUGAACAUUG
Messenger RNA from Triplophysa dalaica, 5089 nucleotides. It is a transcript of the gene nagpa, whose product is annotated as N-acetylglucosamine-1-phosphodiester alpha-N-acetylglucosaminidase. NCBI's taxonomy places the organism in Eukaryota, Metazoa, Chordata, Actinopteri, Cypriniformes, Nemacheilidae. Bases 82 to 1848 code for a protein of 588 amino acids. The record is from RefSeq and is a predicted model, not a curated record. The transcript is spliced from 11 exons.